AUGCGUGAGCUGAUCGAGUUGCGCGCUGAGCUCGCUGCUGAGCGAGAUCGGCGGUACGAGACGCUGAUCGCGAUGGGACGACAGUGGAAGGAAGACGUGUUGGUCGAAGUUCACCGGCGUGAUGCGGCCCUUCACUCGGAUGUGUCAGCUGUAGAGGAGAAAAUGGCGGCGCAGUGGAAGGAGAGCAACGAAGGUCGUCUUGUGAUGCAGCGGCAAUUAGAGGAGGCCAUGCGCGCCGGUAAGGUUCGCGACACAAGCCAAUUUCAGCUGCGCGAAGAAAUGCAGGAAACGGCUCGGCAACUGGAGGAGCGGGUGGACGUGGCCAUGUCGCAAAGCAGCGCAGCCCGCGCGGAUUGCAGUCGGCAGCUCGAGCAGGAGCGGGCUACUCUUUCUCAGCGUCUGGACGCUGAGCUGCUGCGGCUAGUUGAGAUGCGGCGCGACGAUCAGCGUGCACUACAGCAAGCAAAGGCGCUGAUCCGUGAGGAAGGCCUGAAGGUGAAGGGCGAAAUACGGAGGACCGUCCAGGAGGUGUGGGAGGCGUCAGCGUCCUCGCUUAUGAAGACCGCCACAGAACCCCUCGAGCAACUCCGCGCGGAGCUUCGACAAACCAAAGCAGCUGCGCAUGCAAUGGAGGAGAGGGUGGCGGACUGUGUGCGAACGUGCCAGGCAGAGUGCCGAAUGCUUACUACGACAACGACGGAACGACUUCAUGCGCUGGAGUCCAAGGAAGCAGUUGCCACCUCGUCUAUCGAUCGUGUGGAGCGCAAGGCAGACUCCGCGUAUGAGACCGUGCGCCACAUAGAGGCCACGAUAGUGGCGGCGAACGAGGCAACAGAGCGGGCCAUCGUCCAGGUGGCCGGUGCUUCGGAGAGGACACUGAAGGUAGAGCACGCACUUACAGACCGUGACAAUCGCCUCGUUGCUAUCGAAGCGCAGCUGCAUGCCAUUGCUACUGCAGAGGGACUAAGAGCGGAAGUGGAAGCCUGUAAGCGGCAGGCGGGUCGCCUGGAGAGCCACAUAGAGGCUGCGGGGGCGAUGUGCACACGAGUGGAGAAGCUGGCAGACCGCAGUGCUGAGCAGGUGCUGUCGUUUGCCAAUCGCAUUGACAGUUGCGAGAGAUCGACACAGCGAGGUGUUGAUGCAGUGCAGAGAGUACAGGAAGGUCUGGAGGCCUGCAAGUCAGAAGUUCAGCAGAUGCGCACCCACUUCGACACCAACGAGGCUGUCCUCCAGCGCCACACCCACCUCUUCGCGCAGCUGGAACAGCGGGUUGCUGGGCAGGAAAACCGCCUGGGACUAUGGCGGCAGCAACAGGAGCAGUACGUGAAGGAUCAGAUGACGGUGCAGCGUGAACUGACAGAGCGCGCGGAGGUAACGCACAACGUGGCAUCCCGAGCUCAGCAAGUCAGCAGUGAUGCGCGUGCAGAGGUGCACCGCCUGGAGCGGCGCCUCGACGACGCUGACCGUAGCCUCACUUCUAUUUCCGCCGAAACGACUACCCUACGCGGCUCCAUCGAUAGCCAGCGCACGCAGGUUCUUGAGGUAGAGAGGCGGCAGAAGCAGCAGGUGGCAGACGAGUUACGGUCGUUGGAAUCUCGGGUAGAUGCGCAGAUGGCCCCGGUGAAGAAGCUCGAGAGAAAGUCAACGGAACUGAUGGAGCUGGCGGAGGCUCAGACGCAGGACCUUAGGAAGAAACUGGUGGAGUGUGAGAAGCACCUUCACGAAAUGGGUGCCCGCGUGCAGGACUACCUGGAGGAUGCCGUGCAGCACCACGUUAGUGGAGUUCAGAAACGCCUCUUCACCGCUCUGAACGAGUGUGUGUCGGGGGUGACAGAGCGAGUGGCGGCGGUCGAAGAGGCGACAGAAAAGUCGCAGCAGCGUAUGGCUGAUGUUCCACAGCAGCUGGCCACCAUGCAGCAAGCGUCCGCGAAACUGGAACUCCAGGUUAAGGUUCUCGAGACCAGUCUUCAGUCCUUAAGCAGGCAGGCGCAGGAACUCGCAGCUCAUGCAGACACGCAGGCAGGCAACUGCCAGUGCUUGGGCACCAUGCAACAAGAGGUCAUGCGUCUCACGGCGGUGCAGCAACGCACGCAGCAAGACAUGAAGCUUCUCCAGGAAGCAAUACGAGCACUGCAGGCCAUGGUGACUGCCGGCUCAAUUAGAGAGCGCUCGCUCAGCGAGCUGGGGAUAUCACAAGCCCGUACGGCAAGCACGGAUAUGGUUCCUGUGGCAGAGGCGAUCUCGUCGUCCCCGUCGGCGCACCAGCCUAACUCCUCCGGCGUGCGCACAUCGCCGCACACAUCGGUAGUCGGCACACCCGCUCAGCCGCAGCCACAGCGGGCAGCCGCAGUUGCAGCACCGCCGCUGGCAAAUAUUUCUAGAGCUUCUUUGCAGGAGCUGCAGGAUCGCCAACGUGCGUCUUCUGGCAGCAGGAGCAGCAGCAGCAAAGAGGGCAGCGGAGAGCGGCAAGCGCUGCAUCUCAGCGGGGUGUCUUCUGUGCGGCCCUCUGGUGAGCAGGAGGAGCGCUUGCACUCUUUCGUCGAACCAGCAGAUCACAGCGCUGCGUCUGCGGGCAGCGACGAUGCUGUGGAAGCCUUUGUAGAUAGCCCUGGUGCGGUAGCGGGGCUGCGACGCACCUCCGCCGGGACUGCAAGCUCGGUGUCGGUACCACAACUUGCCACGGCAGCAACGGAAACGGUGGAGCAGCUGUCUGCGCCGGCACAGGCCUCGACGCAGGCCUCGGCAGUCGGCACUGUCAGCCAGUGCACCGCGAUUCGAGAAUUCACCACCAUCACCUCGUCUUCCUCGUUAUCUGACAGUGACUCAAGCGAAGAUGGCGGGGAAGAGACGCAAGAGCGUGUGGUGCCCGCCCGGCGUGCAGCGCCUUCCGAGGAGCGCACCGACGACGUGUCAAGCGACUUGACCACCGCCAUCACGCUGACGAGCGAGGCAUCGCCAAACCAAAGCAGCCGACGGCACAACCUCCCGCUAUCGUCGUUGGGGCAACGACGGGCAGUGAAGAUGUCCGCCGCCUGGGGGCAGGGCUCUUCUGGGUCGUCAGAGGAGGGGACACCAGCGUCACGCGGCGCAACAGUGGCGAAGGCGUCCCCGUCACAGCCGCAGCAGCCGACUUUUCUCAGCAAAGGUGAGCUGAAAAGCGCGUCGCAAAGGGCCGAGUCGAUGGACAGCAGUGACGAUCGCGUACAGGCGAUGUCGCAGCACAACUCCGACACAGAGGGAGUCAAGCCAGCAACCAUGACGGAGAAAGUGAGCGUCGACGUGGAACACCUGCGGGCCACACGUAUAAGCCAGGCGGCCACUGCGAGAGACUUUGCACUCCCCCCCUACAACCCAAACUGGAAUAACUGGGACGAAGACGCUGAAGAGGACAACGGUGAGGGGCGCCGGGAGAAGAGCAAGGAACGAGGUGAGGCAUUUGAGCCGCAGCCCUUUAGACCUCCCGGAGCGCUACACACAGCCGUUCCCGCUAGUGAAAACAAAGCAGAUGACGCUGCCAUGCAGGUUACGAACGUGAAUACGUCGAGCGACACGCUAGGGUCACGAGGAACCAGUUCCACAACCCCCGCUGCGGGGCCUGCUGCAACAGUACUGCACCACCGGCAAGACGCACCUGAUGAACUGCGCGCUACGCCGCGCCGAGUGUUUGUGAGCACCUCUGCCCACGGCCGAGGUGUGGGGACGCAGCAACAAGCAGAGCAGCUCUCUGACUCCGUUCCUCGGCACGGGAGGAGUACAACUUCGUCUUCUUCGUCGACGGAAAGAGUGGAAGCACUGAGUCUUCGAGGUUCUCGGCAAAGCCUGCCGCAGCGCGCACCCACGGUAAUGCGCCAGUACACCAACUUCGAUGACUCCACAAGCAGCGAAGACGCCUAA
Molecule: messenger RNA, 3894 nt
Organism: Leishmania braziliensis MHOM/BR/75/M2904
Lineage: Eukaryota; Euglenozoa; Kinetoplastea; Trypanosomatida; Trypanosomatidae
Exons: 1
Coding region: 1-3894 (1297 amino acids)
Source: RefSeq, a predicted model, not a curated record